This is a messenger RNA of Rhagoletis pomonella (apple maggot), 753 nucleotides long. Its product is annotated as late histone H1-like. Gene Ontology annotation, molecular function: nucleosomal DNA binding; double-stranded DNA binding. The transcript has a single exon. NCBI's taxonomy places the organism in Eukaryota, Metazoa, Arthropoda, Insecta, Diptera, Tephritidae. Gene Ontology annotation, cellular component: nucleosome; nucleus. The record is from RefSeq and is a predicted model, not a curated record. Gene Ontology annotation, biological process: nucleosome assembly; chromosome condensation; negative regulation of DNA recombination. The coding region runs from base 1 to 645 and encodes 214 amino acids.
AUGUCUCCACAUCUAAAUAUGCCCAUCGCACAGUCCACACUAAUGGAUUCUAAGGCAUUUUGCAUCCGCUUAAACACGCACAGAUUACCUACAACCUUGGAAAUGGUAGAAGAAGCGAUUCUAACGCUUAACACCGCACGCGGCAUCUCACUGCAGAAGUUGAAGAAGUACAUUAUCGAAAAGUAUCAAAUUGAAAUGAGCGCCAAACGCUAUACCAUGAUGAAGACACAUUUGUAUACACUAUUUUCCAAUGGGACGCUUAUGACAGUAACUGGAAGGGGAUUGUCGGGUAGUUUCAAAAUACAGAAAACGAUUAGUGGUUCAUUAGUAAAAAAGAAAUCGAUUGGUGCCAGGAAUACGGAUGGACACAUCGGCGCACGUCAACGUAAAAUAGGAGUUAGCAAAGCAAAAAGCAAUAAAUCAAAGAAAAAGAAAAAUGUGACACCAGCCAACCUAACUGAAACGCCACUUAACUAUGUGACACUCUUAAUGGCUCCUCAUGCACCGCAACGCAACUCCUCGGCGACAGAUCUCAGUCAUGUAGAACAAGUAGGGGGCACACCUCGUAGCGCUGGUACGCGUGUAGGACGUAAACGAAGACUUGCGUCGGUCCAGGAACCGAUUGCGGCAUCACAAGAAUUUUAAGAAAACACAGUACUCCGUAAACUCAAGCAUUGAGUUUUUAAAUGCAGAAAGGUAGUCGCUGUUGCAACAUUCAGUAUGAAGCAGGUCUUCAUAUUUCAUAUGUUCAUG